Molecule: messenger RNA, 603 nt
Organism: Aspergillus lentulus
Lineage: Eukaryota; Fungi; Ascomycota; Eurotiomycetes; Eurotiales; Aspergillaceae
Biological process (GO): protein phosphorylation; signal transduction
Molecular function (GO): protein kinase activity; ATP binding
Source: RefSeq, a predicted model, not a curated record
AUGGCAGCUACACUAUUUCUUGGCCAGGUUUUGAAAGGGCGAAGAGGGCUGUACACUGUCACAAAUCGACUGCAGGACUGCGUCUGGCUUGCUAGAAACGAGAAUCAGGAGAAAGUCGUGGCAAAGAGUGUCACACACUUCCGAUCACAGAACGAACGAGAUAUCCUGUUUCGUUUUCAGAACCGAACUCCCUGUAUUCGCCCGCUGAUCGAUGAACUCGAAGAUUCGACUAUUCCUCCUACCCUCAUACUCAGAUACCUGGAUGAUGAUGCUCUUCGCGCCUCGAACCAGCAGCGGCUUACGCGUCCAGAGGUGAAGUAUGUUGCAAAAAAGGUGCUAGAAGGACUGUCAGUUCUGCAUGAGGAGGGGUUUGUACAUACUGAUAUCAAGCCCAGUAAUGUGUUAGUGAACUAUGAUCACAGCGACAUCCGGUUCGCAGAUGUCCAGCUAGCAGAUUUUGGAAGCACGGUUCACAUGGACUCCCUUCACGCACAACGCGGCGACUCAAUUGGCACACCUAUCUUCAGAAGCCCUGAAGCACAUCUUCAAAUGCAGUGGGGCCCUGCAACAGACAUUUGGUCUUUUGGUGCAAUGGCAAGUUAA